Staurois parvus is the source of this 333-nucleotide messenger RNA. The record is from the annotation of a GenBank genome assembly. Lineage: Eukaryota; Metazoa; Chordata; Amphibia; Anura; Ranidae.
UCCCCUCCCUAUCAUGUGAUUCAGGUGUUCCAAUCCCCUCCCAAUCAUGGGAUUCAGGUGUUCCAAUCCCCUCCAUAUCAUGGGAUUCAGGUGUUCCAAUCCCCUCCAUAUCAUGGGAUUCAGGUGUUCCAAUCCCCUCCAUAUCAUGGGAUUCAGGUGUUCCAAUCCCCUCCAUAUCAUGUGAUUCAGGUGUUCUAAUCCCCUCCAUAUCAUGUGAUUCAGGUGUUCCAAUCCCCUCCAUAUCAUGUGAUUCAGGUGUUCCAAUCCCCUCCAUAUCAUGUGAUUCAGGUGUUCCAAUCCCCUCCAUAUCAUGUGAUUCAGGUGUUUCAAUCC